UCAACUGCCAAAGACGUAGUCACUUCCCCGCUGUCAUUCAGGAGUUAAAAAGUUAACUAAACUUGUAGCAGUCAUGGAAACUAAUUUGGGAGACAUUGUUGACCCAAAUAAUCCGUAACGCCGACUCGCCGCUUGUGAUUUUAUCACCGAAACAACUCGUGGGAAGAGUGGAGUUAUUUUUUUUCUUGCCUACGGAGACUUUACCUACUGUAGCAGACAAGCUAGCUUAGCUACAGCUAACGUUAGCUCAUCUAGUGCCACAUACUUUAUGGAGUUUAAUUCUUAUUGUUAAAGCUUCACUUUGUGUUACAUGUGGAUACUAGUAGAGUAACGUCCUCGUUUGUAUUUUGUUGACGCAACAGGUUGUUCCCGUACUUUUCGUCCCGAGACACGGGGCUGUGCUUUGAAUUUCCCUCCUUCAGUGGUAGAGACAGGCGGUUUAGCGAGGGGUUCGUUCGGUGUAGUUGGCUUUCUACCAAAUCAUUAGCAGCAUUGUGCUAAUUGUGGCUAGUUAGCCAGGCAAGUAGCAUAGGCCCAAGGGAACAGUUGGCUUUUUUCAAGUUAAGACAACACCGUCGGAGGAAACAUUUUCUUUGUGUUUAGAGCGGGGAGAUUACCGCCACACGGGUUUAUUUUGACACCCAAUUCAAGGAAACGGAUUAACUUUUAGAUAUGGAUCCACACACGGGCAACGCUGCCUCAGCUGCUGGUCCAAAGAAGGAUAAAAAAUCAAAGAAGAACUAUGAGGAUGGAGAUGGGAAAAAGAAAUUUAAACUCAAACGGCUGAUUCCUGAUGAGUUGGAGCGUUUCACCAGCAUGAGGAUGAAAAAGGACAAGGAGAAGCCCGGCCAUAUGCCAGGUCAGCGUCACUCUUCAGCUGCCAGCUAUGAGCUCAAUCCUCAGAGUGCCAUGCUGCAUGAUCAUUCUGAUGAAUACGUCCUGGAGCUCUUCGAACAGAUGCUGGUGGAUAUGAACCUGAAUGAGGAGAAGCAGCAGCCUCUAAGAGCGAAGGACAUUAUGAUCAAGCGAGAGAUGGUCUCUCAGUACCUCCACACAUCUAAAGCUGGCCAAAACCAGAAGGAGAGCUCCAAAUCAGCCUUGGUGUACAUCCAGGAGUUAAAGUCAGACAGCAGAGACACACAGCUUCUGGGCUGUCUGGAAUCCCUUCGAGUCUCACUCAAUAACAACCCUGUCAGUUGGGUGCAGAACUUUGGAGAUGAGGGCCUGGCCUUGCUGCUGAAUCUCCUUAGGAAACUACAGGAUGAGAAAGACGAGUACCCAAUGAUCGGAGUGAAAUGCCAACACGAGAUCAUUCGAUGUCUAAAAGCCUUUAUGAACAACAAGUAUGGUCUAAAAUCCAUGCUGGAGUCAGAUGAGGGAAUUCCUCUGCUGGUCAGAGCCAUCAACCCUGCAGUGCCUCAUAUGAUGGUGGAUGCUGUCAAGCUGCUGUCUGCCAUCUCCAUUUUGCAACAUUCUGAGAACCUCCAUGAACGUGUCUUGGAGGCCAUUACAGAGGAGGCUGAGAGACGGGACAUUGAGAGAUUUCAGCCUCUCCUUGCUGGCAUGAACAACCACAACAUUGCUCUUAAGGGUGGCUGCAUGCAGCUAAUCAAUGCCUUGAUCAGCCAAGGAGAGGAGUUGGACUUCAGGAUCCAUAUUCGCUCUGAACUGCUAAGACUGGGACUCAGAGACCUGCUGACGGAGGUGCGGACGAUAGAAAAUGAAGAGCUGAGGGUGCAACUUAACGUGUUUGAUGAGCAGGCUGAGGAUGACUCUGAGGACCUCAAAGCACGUCUUGAUGACAUCCGCAUUGAGAUGGAUGAUGUGAGGGAAGUGUUUGAGAUUCUGGUCAACACUGUUAAGGACUCCAAAGCUGAAAGCCACUUCCUGUCCUUGAUGCAGCACCUGUUGCUGAUCCGCAGUGAUUAUUACGCCAGGCCUCAGUACUACAAAUUGAUAGACGAGUGUAUCGCUCAGAUUGUGCUGCACAGGAAUGGAGCAGACCCUGACUUCAAGUGCCGUAACCUUAGCCUCAACAUUGAAGGCUUGAUAGACAACAUGGUGGACCAGACCAAGGUGGAAACCAGUGAGGCCAAGGCCACUGAGCUGGGGAAGAAGCUGGAUACAGAGUUGACAGCACGCCACGAGUUGCAGGUGGAGCUGAAGAAACUGGAGGGUGACUAUGAGCAGAAGCUACGGGAUCUGAGCCAAGAGAAAGAACAGCUGGCCUCUUCUAAGCAGGAGCGAGAAAAGGAGAACCAGGGACUACAACAACAGCUAAGCUCUCUGAAUCAGCAGAUUGAAAAGCUAUCUAAGGACCUGGAAGAGGCCAAGACUAAAGUUGUCACAGUUACUGUUCCUGUGCCAACACCUGGUUUACCCCCUCCACCACCUGCCCCUCCUCUCCCUGGCCAAAAUGUAGGUGUACCCCCUCCACCUCCACCUCCACCCCUACCAGGCUAUGCAGCCAUACCUUUUCCCCAGCCCCCACCUCCUCCUCCUCUACCGGGUCAGGCCUGUAUUCCUCCUCCUCCUCCACCACCUCCUUUACCAGGUAUGCCAGGACCUCCACCACCCCCACCUCUUCCUGGCAUGCCAGGACCACCACCUCCUCCUCCCUUACCUGGGAUGGGACCUCCACCACCACCGCCGCCACCUGGGUUACCUGGUAUCCCUCCUCCACCGCCAGGCCCAGGUAUGCCUCCACCUCCACCAUUUGGCAUGGGAGGCUGGGGGGCGCCUGCACCACCUCCACUGCCUUAUGGGCUCAAACCUAAGAAGGAUUACAAGCCUGAGGUCCAGUUGAAGAGAGCCAACUGGAGCAAGAUCGGACCUGAAGACCUCUCUGAGAACAGUUUCUGGACCAAGGCGAAAGAGGAGCAAUUUGAAAACAAUGAGCUCUUUGCCAAACUCACCUUGACCUUCUCCUCGCAGACAAAGACCACUAAAGGUAAGAAUAUCACGCACACACUUCCAUUUAGUUGUUUUUUCACACAUCUUCUUCAGCCUUUUUCACCCUUCUCGUUCUCUGCUUGGAGGACACGCUGCACAUUUACAUUAUUCAGUAACGCUGUGUCAAAACAGCAACUCACACGAGUUCAUGAAUAA
This is a messenger RNA of Seriola dumerili (greater amberjack), 3108 nucleotides long. RefSeq names its product protein diaphanous homolog 1-like. The coding region runs from base 673 to 3108 and encodes 811 amino acids. Gene Ontology annotation, biological process: actin cytoskeleton organization; actin filament polymerization. The transcript is spliced from 18 exons. The record is from RefSeq and is a predicted model, not a curated record. Gene Ontology annotation, molecular function: small GTPase binding; microtubule binding; actin binding. NCBI's taxonomy places the organism in Eukaryota, Metazoa, Chordata, Actinopteri, Carangiformes, Carangidae. Gene Ontology annotation, cellular component: cytoplasm; actin filament.